AACAAAUCCAACAAUAACAUAAGAAAAACAUAAAUCUCUCUCCUGCCUUGCGUGAGUGCUUCUCUCUCAAAACGUGUUUGACUCUCCUUCCUUCUUAUUUUCCCAGAAUCCCUUUUUCGUAAAUUCCUCUCUUCUUAGGGUUCUUUUCUUAUCCUCUGCACAUUCAUUUGUAUAUAUAUCAAUCAAACUAUUCACAUAAACAAUUAUUCAAUUCUUCAAAUUAUUUUUUCCUCUGUACAAAAAAAAAACCAUUUAUAUUUAUUUAUUUUUGAGCUUCAAGCUUGUGAAAUUGAAAACCCUAAUUCCCAAAUUGAAAAAGGUUUUGGUUUAUGGCGGUUUCAACUAUAGCGUUAUACGCGAGUCCACCGAGUAGUGUGUGUUCUACACCGCAUCAGAUUAACUAUGAUUUCGAAUUAGGAUCUAGAUCUUCGUCGCCGGCGUCGACGGCUGCGUCGACGUCGGGGAAAUCGGUGAUGGGUGGUUUAUCUUGUUUGUUUUCAUCUCCGACGGUGGUGAAGCAUGUUCCGUUUACUUCGAGUUUUUCCGGUGGUGGUGGUGGUGAUGAAGAUGAAUUGAAGGAGCUGAGUAGUUCGUUUUCGUAUUCAUUUUCACCGACCAAGUUUGGUGGAUCUUGGAAGAGAGAUCAUAGUCCAGUUUCGGUUUUUCAGUGUCCUGUUUCGUGUAGUAGUAGCAUCGGUGCUGGUACCGGAACGGUUCGAUCGGGGAGGGGAAGUACUGGUGGUGGGUUUCUUGAUGGGUUUGUUAGAAGUGCUUUGGGUUCUUCUUGUUUGGAUUAUGAUUCUACUGGUGUUAGAUUACGCGGUGGUGGUGGUGAAUUUGAUGGUGUUGGUGGUGAUUCUGGAAUUGUUGAUGAGUUGACUUUUAAUUUGGAUGAUACUUUUGUGGAGGGUUGUGUUGGAAUUGAGAUUGAGCCUUAUGCUAAGAAGUUGUUGAUGAAUGCUCAGUUAAGACAUAAGAUCUUUUGUGAAGAGUUUGUUAUCAAGGCCUUUUGUGAAGCUGAGAAAGCUCAUAGAGGACAGAUGCGAGCUAGUGGCGAUCCGUAUUUGCAGCAUUGUUUGGAAACUGCUGUGUUGUUGGCUUUGAUCGGUGCGAAUUCGACUGUAGUUGCUGCAGGGCUUUUGCAUGAUACAGUUGAUGAUGCAUUUCUUACUUAUGAUUAUAUAUAUGGGAUGUUUGGGGCUGGAGUUGCGGAUUUAGUUGAAGGGGUUUCUAAACUGAGUCACUUAAGCAAGCUGGCUCGUGACAAUAAUACAGCUAGCAAAUCUGUUGAAGCUGACCGCCUGCAUACGAUGUUCCUUGCCAUGGCAGAUGCAAGAGCUGUCCUCAUUAAAUUGGCUGAUCGAUUACAUAAUAUGAUGACACUAGAUGCAUUACCGGUUGCCAAGCAGCAGAGGUUUGCAAAGGAAACUUUGGAGAUUUUUGCACCUUUGGCCAACCGCUUAGGAAUAGCUAAUUGGAAGGACCAAUUAGAAAAUUUAUGUUUUAAGCAUCUCAACCCUGUACAGCACAAAGAGCUUUCGUCAAAGCUUGUGGAAUCGUAUGAUGAUGCAAUGAUUGCUUCUGCAAUAGAAAGAUUAGAGCAAGCACUCAAAGAUGAAGGCAUUUCUUAUCAUGUCAUUUCUGGGCGGCACAAGAGCUUGUAUAGUGUUUAUUGCAAAAUAUUAAAGAAAAAACUAACCAUUGAUGAUAUCCAUGACAUUUAUGGGCUGCGCUUGAUUGUUGAUAAGGAGGAAGACUGUUACAAAGCCUUAAAAGUUGUUCACCGGUUAUGGUCUGAAGUGCAUGGAAAACUGAAAGAUUACAUACGUUUCCCCAAGUUCAAUGGUUAUCAAUCUCUGCACACUGUGGUGAUGGGUGAAGGCAAGGUUCCCCUUGAAGUACAAGUUCGAACAAAAGAUAUGCAUUUGCAAGCAGAAUUUGGAUUCGCUGCUCAUUGGAGGUACAAGGAAGAUCAUUGUCAGCUUUCUUCAUAUGUGCUUCAGAUGGUUGAGUGGGCUCGAUGGGUUGUCACCUGGCAGUGCGAAGCAAUGAGUAAAGAUUCCACUUCUGUUGGAUAUGUCGAUUCAAUCAAGCCACCUUGCAAGUUCCCUUCUCAUGCUGAUAACUGUCCAUAUUCUUACAAGCCUGAUUGCGCGCAGGAUGGACCUGUGUUUGUUAUCAUGAUUGAGAAUGACAAGAUGUCUGUCCAAGAAUUCUGUGCAAACUCAACAGUACUAGAUUUGUUGGAGAGGGUCGGGCGAGCAAGUUGUAGGUUGACAACAUAUAGGUUCCCUCUGAAGGAAGAAUUGAGGCCAAGACUGAAUCACAAGCCUGUAAGUGAUCCAAAUUGCAAGUUGAAGAUGGGAGAUGUGAUCGAGCUUACACCAGCCAUACCUGACAAAUAUCUGACCGAAUAUAGGGAAGAAAUUCAGCGAAUGUAUGAUCGCGGGCUAACUGUAUCAAGCAUGGGAAGUACUGCUACUGCAAGCAGCAUGGUUGGCACUAGUUAACCCUUGCUUGUUCUUCAAAAAUAUUCCAACAUUUGAUUUAGUCUCAGUUAUGUAUAUAGAUAAAAUCUGUACAGAACAAAAAAAUAUGUAAUUAUAAACUUGCUAACUUGAUUCAAUUAUGCUGAAUGAUUGAUUUAUGUAGUUGGGCCAGUUAUUUAAGUUCUAUUUUGUGAGUA
Messenger RNA from Medicago truncatula (barrel medic), 2686 nucleotides. RefSeq names its product probable GTP diphosphokinase RSH2, chloroplastic. The record is from RefSeq and is a predicted model, not a curated record. Gene Ontology annotation, cellular component: chloroplast. The transcript has 6 exons. Lineage: Eukaryota; Viridiplantae; Streptophyta; Magnoliopsida; Fabales; Fabaceae. The coding region runs from base 330 to 2510 and encodes 726 amino acids. Gene Ontology annotation, biological process: guanosine tetraphosphate metabolic process.